AUGGCAUUUUACGACCAGCUCGCUGUUCAGCACCAGCAGCAGCACCAGCAGCAGCAGCAUCAACAGCAGCAGCAGCUCCAUCAACCCCUUCAGCAUCCACAGCAGCCCAACCUCCACCAACACCUUCAGCAACAGCAGCAGCAGCAGCACCUUCAGCAACAUCAAGUCCAGCAGCAGCACCCCCAGCAGCAGCCUGGAUAUAGCAAUGCUGAUAUGCGUACAUCGCUUUGGAUGGGAGAACUCGAGCCUUGGAUGGACGAAAACUGGAUUCGAGGCACUUGGUAUAGCGCGGGCGAACAGGUCUCCGUCAAGAUGAUUCGCGACAAGUACACAGGUGCAAGCGCUGGCUACUGUUUUGUCGAGUUGUCCAGUCCUGCAGCCGCAGUCAAGGCUAUUACCACACUCAACGGCAUGCUGAUUCCCGGAACAAACAAGGUUUUCAAGCUGAACUGGGCUUCUGGCGGAGGCAUGGCCUCGGUCGCAGGACCUGGUGCCACUCAAGAGUUCUCCGUCUUCGUUGGAGACUUGUCCCCUGAGGUCACAGAGUUCAUGCUAGUGACAAAGUUCCAAGAGAGAUACAUGUCAUGCAGGUCCGCAAAGAUCAUGACCGACGCCACCACCGGAAUCUCGCGAGGCUAUGGCUUUGUUCGGUUUGGCGACGAGAGUGAGCAGCUGCGUGCUCUUCAUGAGAUGCAAGGUGUCUAUUGUGGAAGCCGUCCUAUCAGGAUCUCGAUGGCGACUCCCAAAAACAAGACGCCCUCUGGCGGAAUGGCUGGUGUCGGUCCUGGUCCCGGACCCAUUGCCGGCAUGGGCGGUAUGAGUGGCAUGAACGUUAACAUGGGCAUGGCUCAGGGCAACUUUGGAUUCACCUCUCCCCUGCAGGCGACAAGUCCCCAGCAACCCGCCAACCAGUUUAACGACCCCAACAACACAACCGUCUUUGUCGGAGGCCUCUCAGGAGUCAGCCACGAGGAUGAACUCAGGAAUGUCUUUGCAGUCUUUGGGGAGAUCACUUAUGUCAAAAUCCCUCCAGGAAAGGGCUGUGGCUUUGUCCAGUUUGUUCACCGCCAGAGUGCUGAGAUGGCCAUCUCUCAGAUGAACGGCUACCAAAUCGGCAACUCCCGUGUCCGCCUUUCAUGGGGUCGUGCUCAGAGCGAGAACAAACAGCCGUUGUCGCCACAUGGGCAGUCGAUGGUCGGCGCACCCGUUUUCCGCUCACCAAUGCCGAACCAAUACCCAGGAAUGCCCAACAACAACCGUGCCUCCGCACCCUACGGUACCUUCCCCGGGAUGAUGGCCGGUACUCCACCCCCUAUGCUUGGCAUGAUGCAGACACCACCUCCCCGCGAGAGCAUGGAUCGCAUUCCAGCCGAGCACCAGAACCGGGCCUUUAACGAGCGCAAGGAUGGUUUGAUGGUGGACCGUAUGGAUGACGGCGCUGGUUGGAGAGGUGCGAUCUACGCCUAA
This is a messenger RNA of Linnemannia hyalina, 1467 nucleotides long. The record is from the annotation of a GenBank genome assembly. Lineage: Eukaryota; Fungi; Mortierellomycota; Mortierellomycetes; Mortierellales; Mortierellaceae.